AUGCGCAUUCACGCCUUAUCAGUUUCCUCUCUUUUAGCUGUUUUAGUGGCAGGCCGCGGUGCUGUCAUCCCGAAGGACCAGAGCCUCAACACCACCUUCAAUAAUCCUGUCUUUCCAGGAUGGCACCCUGAUCCUAGCUGCGUCUUCGUCCCUGAGCGAGACAACACCACCUUCUGCGUCACCUCGUCCUUCUUAAACUUCCCAGGUCUUCCUAUUUACGCCAGCAAAGAUCUGGUUCACUGGGUGCACGCCAGCAACGCCUUCAACCGCGCAGAGCAGAUCCCAGGCCACGCUGCCAUGAGCGGCAAUCCGCGCGGCGGCAUCUGGGCUCCGACCAUUCGAUACCGGGAAAGCAAAUUCUACGUCAUUGUCACUUACGCGACUUACGCGCCCAAAGAAAAGGUCUAUAAUCUCCUGCUCCACGCCGAAGAUCCCAACAGCGAUGCGUCUUGGAGUAUUCCUCUACCCAUCACCAAUCCAGGAGGAAGCAACCAUAUUGACCCGGACCUUUUCUGGGAGGACGGCACCGCCUAUAUGGUCACAGGCUGGGGCAGAAUAUUCCUCUCCGUAAUCGACGUAAAGACUGGCAACGCGAGCGACAAGAUCGAGAUAUGGAAGGGCACAGGUGGUAGCAACCCCGAGGCACCGCAUAUCUACAAGAAAGACGGCUUCUUUUACCUUCUUAUCGCAGAAGGCGGUGCUGGUCUCGGCCACAGCGCUACCAUAGCGCGAUCUCAAACUCUCUAUGGGCCAUAUGAGAGCUAUUCUGGGAAUCCCGUUCUCACAAAUAGGGGAUCGGGCGAGCUCUUUCAGUCAGUCGGACAUGCAGACCUGUUUCGAGAUGUUCACGACAACUGGUGGGCUGUUGCGCUGGCAACACGCUCAGGUCCGGAGCUCGAGAACUAUCCUAUGGGUCGAGAAACUGUGCUUGCGGCCGUGACUUGGGAGAAUGACUCUUGGCCAAUGUUCGAUCCUGUGCGCGGCACCAUGCAUGGUCCUAUACCAAGAACCACAGCAGCACCUCACAAGAGACUUCUGAUCGAUACCGGAGACGAGGUCAACUUCAACCCAGGGACUUCCUUGCCGCAUCAUUUCGUUCACUUCAGGUCCAAGGUCGAGGAAAAGUACACUAUUAUCAAUAACUCACUACGACUAUUGCCGUCACAAAGCAAUCUGACGGGCAGCCCAGAUCACUUCGAUCCUGGAGAUGGCGUAACUCGAUCUGUCAUUUGUGCCGAAUAA
Molecule: messenger RNA, 1242 nt
Organism: Colletotrichum gloeosporioides
Lineage: Eukaryota; Fungi; Ascomycota; Sordariomycetes; Glomerellales; Glomerellaceae
Product: Non-reducing end alpha-L-arabinofuranosidase BoGH43A
Exons: 2
Coding region: 1-1242 (413 amino acids)
Biological process (GO): carbohydrate metabolic process
Molecular function (GO): hydrolase activity, hydrolyzing O-glycosyl compounds
Source: RefSeq, a predicted model, not a curated record